Molecule: messenger RNA, 1836 nt
Organism: Yamadazyma jaroonii
Lineage: Eukaryota; Fungi; Ascomycota; Pichiomycetes; Serinales; Debaryomycetaceae
Source: the annotation of a GenBank genome assembly
AUGUCAUAUUACGGACCAUAUCAAGGAAUGCCUCAACAGUAUAUCCAAGGGUAUUAUUAUCAAGAAUCUAAUGAAAAUUUACAUUUAAAUAAUGGAGGAUAUGAUUUAUAUAGAGAUCCCCAUUAUAUAAAUUCCGAUGACCAACCAUCAAAUUCUCAAAAUAGUAAUAAUCAAAGUAGUUCAGGAGGACCCGAUUCAUUAUCACCAAAUGGUAAUGAAUUUUAUGGAGAUGAUGGAAGUUAUUUAAGUAGUAAUGGAAUGAGUUCAAAUUUAAAUCAUUUAAUGUAUCCACCACCAAUUAAUAAUCAAUCACAAUUUGAUCAAUAUUAUCAUAAUCCUUCACAAAUUUUAGAUUUAAGUUCAUUAAGUAAUGAAUUAUCCCAAAUUAAUUCUGAUCCUUCAAUGCAUCAAUUACUGUUACCAACAAAUACUUCAUCAUUAUCACAAUUUAAUAAUUUGAAUUUAUCGAAUAAUCAUAUACCUUCACCAAUAACUAAUAAUUCAAAUUCAGUAGCUCCUUCAAGAACUGUUUAUUUAGGUAAUAUACCUAAUGAUAUUGAACCUCAUGAAUUAUUAGAUUAUGUUAGAUCAGGGAUUUUAGAAAAUGUUAAAAUUUUACCUUCAAAGAAUUGUGCAUUUAUUUCAUUUAUUGAUCAUCAACUGGCAUUAUUAUUUCAUUCUGAUUGUAUAUUAAAAAAAUUAAAUAUUAAAGGUCAUGAUAUUAAAAUUGGUUGGGGUAAAGAUUCACCAAUUUUACCUGCAGUUUUAGAAAGUAUUCAAAGAGAUGGUGCUACAAGAAAUGUUUAUCUUGGUAAUUUAAAUAAUCCAAUAACUGGUAAUUUGAUUACUGAAAAUGAAUUAAGAGAUGAUUUAAGUUGUUAUGGAAUUAUUGAUAGUAUUAAAAUCAUUCCUGAUAAAGGUAUUGCAUUUAUUCAUUUCUUAUCAAUUUUAUCAGCAAUUAGAUGUGUUGGUAAUUUACCAUUAAAAGAGAAAUAUUUAGGUAAGAAAUGUUUUUAUGGUAAAGAUAGAUGUGCUUUUAUUACCAAAACUCAACAACAUAAUGCUGCACAAUAUUUAGGUUUAGCUCCUGGUAUGGAACAUAUUGUUACUGCUGCUGAUAGAGAAUUUAUUUCAUCAGCUUUAGUUCAACAAAGCGCGGCUGCUGCUCAAAUUGCAACUCAUGCUGGUGGAGCCAAUAAUUUAGGUAACAGAACUGUUUAUUUAGGUAAUUUACAUCAAGAUUCAUCAGUUGAAGAAAUAUGUAAUGUUGUUAGAGGUGGAUUAUUACAAAGCAUUAGAUAUUUAAAAGAACGUCAUGUUUGUUUUAUAACAUUUAUUGAUCCAAUAGCUGCUGCACAAUUUUUCGCCAUGUGUCAAUUACAUGGUUUAACCAUUCAUAAUAGAAGAAUUAAAGUUGGUUGGGGUAAACAUUCUGGUCCUUUAUCAAAUGCUUUAAGUCUUGCAGUUUCCAAUGGUGCUAGUAGAAAUAUUUAUGUUGGUAAUAUCAAUGAUUUUAAUUAUUAUAAUCAAGAUAAGUUAAGACAAGAUUUUUCAACAUUUGGUGAUAUUGAACAAAUUAAUUAUUUACAAGAAAAGAAUUGUGCAUUUAUAAAUUUCAUCAAUAUUUCUAAUGCUAUCAAAGCCAUUGAUGGUAUUAAAUCUUUCAAUGAUUAUAAAGAUUUAAAGAUUAAUUUCGGUAAAGAUAGAUGUGGUAAUUUACCCAGACAAUUCCAACAACAGCAACAACAAAACCAUCAACAUCCCCAUAAUCACCACCAAAACGAUGAUAAAAGUUUGAAAUCUCCUCAACAUUCAUCAGAACCUGAAAACUCCUAG